Daphnia carinata is the source of this 718-nucleotide messenger RNA. RefSeq names its product zinc finger protein sens-like. Gene Ontology annotation, molecular function: RNA polymerase II cis-regulatory region sequence-specific DNA binding; DNA-binding transcription factor activity. Bases 49 to 690 code for a protein of 213 amino acids. The transcript has 4 exons. Lineage: Eukaryota; Metazoa; Arthropoda; Branchiopoda; Diplostraca; Daphniidae. The record is from RefSeq and is a predicted model, not a curated record. Gene Ontology annotation, biological process: regulation of transcription by RNA polymerase II.
CCGGUGCCAGUCAUUAGCGCACGGGUCGACCUUCCGGCUGUCGCCGCAAUGCUAGUCAUCAAGCCUUUAGCCAGUUACGGAUGUUUAAUUUGUGGUUUCAGAUGUUUCUCCAGUCAAAUGAGCAUCCUCCAUUGGAGAUAUUGGCAUAACGCUUUUAUCGCUCCGGCACCGUCUCCAUCCGCAAUGUUCCGAUAUCAAGAUGACGAUCCAUCGCUGUCAAAAUCGAAUAAAAAGUCAAGAUGGCCCGAUUCUCCUCUUAAUCGCACGAGUCCAGCAGCUGUGUCAACCCAAAAUCCAUUGGCGUUACUUGUUCAAUCUAGACAUCCCAGACGAUUGAUUGCAAGUUUCAAGGACAAGAGUGUUGAUACGGCCGUGCCUCCCGGAAGUAAAAAUUGGUCGUGUACGCAAUGUGGCAAGCAAUUCCGGCGCUCGAGCACACUAGCAACGCAUCGUUUGAUCCAUUCGGGAGUUCGUCCUUUCAGCUGCCAUUUCUGCUCGAAAAAAUUCUACCAGAAUUCUGAUCUCAAGAAACAUAUCUUCGUUCACACAGGUGAAAAGCCUUACCGAUGUCACCAAUGCGGUAAAACCUUUAGCCAAUCUUCCAACUUGUUAACUCAUCAACGGAGACACGCCGGAACUCAUCCGGGUCGUCGGCGCGUUUCGGUUCAACCCCCUCCGCCACAAGCAUAGCUAGUUUACAGCUAAUUCUUUGGUCUAA